AUGGCGGGCGGGGCCCGGGAAGUGCUCACGCUGCAGUUGGGACAUUUUGCGGGUUUCGUGGGAGCGCACUGGUGGAACCAGCAGGAUGCUGAGCUGGGCCGAGCGACCGAUGCCAAGGAGCCGCCGGGAGAGCUGUGCCCCGACGUCCUGUACCGGACGGGCCGGACGCUGCAUGGCCAAGAGACUUACACGCCGCGACUCAUCCUCAUGGAUCUGAAGGGUAGUCUGAACUCCCUAAAAGAGGAAGGUGGACUGUACAGGGACAAACAGCUAGAUGCUACUAUAGCAUGGCAGGGGAAACUCACCACACACAAAGAGGAACUCUAUCCCAAGAACCCUUAUCUCCAGGACCUUCUGAGUGCAGAGGGAGUGCUGAGUAGUGAUGGUGUCUGUAGGGUCAAAUCCAUUCCCAAUGGCAAAGGUCCCCCACCACUCACCAACGCUACAACUCCAAAACCAUUUAUCCCCAUGGAGGGCAGCAUCAGAGUCUGGUCAGAUUUCCUCAAAGUCCAUCUUCAUCCCCGGAGUAUCUGUAUGAUUCAGAAAUACAACCAUGAUGGGGAUACAGGUCGUCUGGAGGCUUUUGGCCAAGGAGAGAGUGUCCUCAAGGAACCCAAAUACCUAGAAGAGCUGGAGGACAGACUGCACUUCUAUGUGGAGGAGUGCGACUACUUGCAGGGCUUCCAGAUCCUAUGUGACCUGCAUGAUGGCUUCUCUGGGGUUGGCACUAAGACUGCAGAGUUGCUACAUGACGAGUAUUCAGGACGGGGAAUAAUAACCUGGGGCCUGCUCCCUGGUCCCUACAAUCUUACGGAGCCCCAGAAAAACAUCUAUCGUCUGUUAAACACAGCUUUCGGUCUGGUGCACCUGACUGCUUACAGCUCUCUCGUCUGCCCCUUAUCCUUGGGUGGGAGCCUGGGCCUGCGACCCGAGCCACCCGUCAACUUCCCUUACCUGCAUUAUGAUGCCACUCUGCCCUUCCACUGCAGUGCCAUCCUGGCUACAGCCCUGGAUACAGUCACUGUUCCUUAUCGCCUACGUUCCUCUCCAGUUUCCAUGGUUCAUCUGGCUGAUAUGCUGAGCAUCUCUGGGAAAAAGGUGGUGACUGCAGGAGCAACCAUCCCCUUCCCCUUGGUUCCAGGCCAGUCCCUUCCUGAUACCCUGAUGCAGCUUGGAGGAGCUACUCCAUGGACCCCACUGUCUGCAUGUGGGGACCCUUCUCGAACACGGUGCUUUGCCCAAUCAGUGGUACUGAGGGGGAUAGACAGAGCACACCACACCAGCCACAGAUUAAAGGUGCUUCUGAUUUUUUUCUGGCAGUCAGCUCACCCCAGGGACACCUCUGCCCUCUCCCCUCCAUGCCUGUACCACUGGAGAAGAAGUCUUAGCAAAGUAUCUACAACAGCAACAGCCAAGAGUCAUGAGUUCUUCCCAUCUGCUGCUGACUCCCUGCAAGGUGGCUCCUCCUUACCCCCACCUCUUCUCAAACUUCAGCCAGCAAGGUGUGGUUCUGGAUGGUACUCACACAGGAGCAGCAGUGGAGGGCAUCCCAGUGUUUGGGGCUCUGUGCUCCUCUUCGUCCUUGCACCAGACCCUGGGAGGCUUGGCCAAAGAGCUCACCAAACUCGACCUACGGCGCUGGACCAGCUUCAUGGAUGCUGGAGUGGAGAAGGAUGAUGUAGAGGAGUUGCUGCAGGAGCUACAUAGCCUGGCUCAGUGCUACCAGGAUGGUGACAGCCUUGUGGACUAAAGUUCCGAGGGUGGGGAUA
Molecule: messenger RNA, 1769 nt
Organism: Cynocephalus volans (Philippine flying lemur)
Lineage: Eukaryota; Metazoa; Chordata; Mammalia; Dermoptera; Cynocephalidae
Gene: MSTO1
Product: misato mitochondrial distribution and morphology regulator 1
Exons: 14
Coding region: 1-1677 (558 amino acids)
Biological process (GO): mitochondrion organization
Cellular component (GO): cytoplasm; mitochondrion
Source: RefSeq, a predicted model, not a curated record